UCUGCCUUUCCCCAUCUCACAGCAUCCGCAUGGAGCAGCUCACCUCUGCUCCAGUGCUGAACCAUUCUCCCCCUGUGUGUCCCCCUGGGAGCCACCAGGAGCUGUCCCCAAGCUGGGGGUCCCGGGAUGCUGGUCCCUGCUCCCAGCUCCGACUGGCAGUGCCCUGGGGCUGGGAGGGCAGGGGAGACUCGGGGCUGUUUAACCAUUAAACCUGGGGCGUCUUGGAAGAGGCGGGGACACUUCCCUGCCACUUCACCCUGUACCUUGCUCCCUCUGGCAAUCCCUGCAGCCAUGAAGCAAACGAAAGGUAUGUGCCGGGGAUCCUCUGGAGACCCUUCCCCACACACACGGGCCCUGCUGCCAGAGGGAGCACGACAGUGUCAGAGCCCAGGCAGCCUGUGGAAAGGAGCCCGAGGCUUGCAGGAAAAUGUCUCCUUGUGGGGAUGCUGGGGAGGAAUGCCCUCCCCCUGGGUGUGGGGUUCCUUGUGCCCAAAGAGGGCUCGAGGGAGACAAGAUGUCCAUCAUAAAAUUUGAAUUUAACCCCAAAGUUGGGAUCGACAACCCUGCCUUGACACUGACUGAGGACACGGACAGUGAGGGUGUGGGGGAGCCUCGUUUCUACCUCCUGACCAAGGAGAACACGGAGACCUUCGGCUUCUGCCUGCACGAGGAGCUGGCGUGCCCUGGCCACGUCAUCCGGCAGCUGGAGGUGGGAGGGGUGGCCCAGCGCAGGGGGCUGCAGGACGGGGACAGGCUGCUCCAGGUCAAUGGCCACUUCGUGGAUGACAUGGACCACCUCAGGGUGGUGCAGAAGAUCAAGGCCAGUGGGAACCAGGUCCUGCUGGCUGUGUUGGAUGGUGAUUCCUACGAAGCAGCCAAAUCCCUGGGCAGGGACCUGUCCCAGAUGCUGCCCGAUGACAUCCGCCCGCGCCUCUGCCACGUCACCAGGGACAAAAGCGGCUUUGGCUUCAGCGUGUCGUGUCCAGAAGGCACCAAGGGCACCUUCCAGCUGUCGGUGCUGCAGGACGGGCCAGCAGACAGAGCAGGGGUGCCACCAGGCUCCUGGCUGCUGGAGCUGAACGGGGACAGCGUGAAGAGCUACUCCCACACACAGCUCACCAAAAAGCUCAAGCAGAGCGGCAACAAGGUGACGCUGCUGGUGGCAUCCAGUGCUGUGGAGGAGUUCUAUCGCCUGCGGGGCCUGCGGGUCACGGCCGCCUUGGCUGACACCUCCAGGCUCCCCUUCAAGGUCCGGGAGCUGCACCUGGUGAAGGGUCCUGCUGGCUACGGGUUCCUGCUCAAGGAGGAUGACUGCAGCUCGGGGGGAGUAGGCCAGUUCCUGUGGGAUGUGGAUGUGGGGCUGCCAGCUGAGCAGGCAGGGAUGAAGGAAGGGGACCGUGUGCUGGCCGUGAACGGGGAGAGCAUCGAGGGGCUGGACCACGAGCAGACCGUGCACAGGAUCCGCGCACGCCAGGACCAGGUGACGCUGCUGGUCAUCGACCCCGCUGCCGACGAGUUCUACCACUCGAUCGGGCUGUCCCCCCUGCAGUUCUUUGAGGACAGUGAUGCCGCCUCAGGCUCCUGCACGCCCUCCCUGCCCUCCCGGAGUGGCUCCCCUACACUUUGUGACGUGGAGGUGGGACCCAAGGGACCUGUGUCCUGGCUGAUGGCUGCUGCCAACAGUAUAGAGAUCAUACAGAGCCACCGCCAGGAGGAACAGACAAAGCUGUGCCAGGCAUUCUAACAGCCCAGGAGCCUCUGGACAGGCUCUCCAACACAGCACCUCCACGUCCAGUCCCUCGGGGCUCAGCACUGCUCAGCAUGGACCCUGCACACGCAGCUCCUGUGUCUCCAUGCCUGGCUCACAGCAUGACACUCCCAGGGACUCGUCUCUGCUCACCGAGGCUGGCUCAGAGCUUUUACCAACCACAGCGGCAGCUCCUUGUAACCUGACCACAGACCUGUGUCUUUGCCCGCCCAGCUACCUCCAGGAAUUUCUCAGGACUUUGCACUGAAGCCCUUGCCCAGCUCCAGGCUCUGGGAGUUCCCAGGAGAGCUGAGGCACUGCCCUCUGCACCAUGACCCAGGGAACUUGAGGGUUGGCUCAGGUCUGCACGUGCAUGGACAUCUCUCCUGUGCUUCUCCUCUCAUGCUGUCCCUGAACCUGUGGGCAGUGAGUGUCCACCACCACCCUGUUCCUGCACCGCCCUUUUGGGGUGUGAUUAAAGGACAAAUGCACA
This is a messenger RNA of Oenanthe melanoleuca, 2240 nucleotides long. RefSeq names its product NHERF family PDZ scaffold protein 4 (gene NHERF4). Gene Ontology annotation, molecular function: signaling receptor binding; protein-membrane adaptor activity. The coding region runs from base 428 to 1744 and encodes 438 amino acids. The transcript is spliced from 10 exons. Gene Ontology annotation, biological process: protein localization to plasma membrane. Gene Ontology annotation, cellular component: apical plasma membrane. NCBI's taxonomy places the organism in Eukaryota, Metazoa, Chordata, Aves, Passeriformes, Muscicapidae. The record is from RefSeq and is a predicted model, not a curated record.